AUGUCGUCUGUGGUCACGUCCAACGGUCAUGCCGCUGCGACAGCGUCGCUUAACAAGGAAAAGCGUGUACAAAUCGUGACAAACGACGUUUCGCCUGGCGCUGAUCUUUUAGAGACGCCGAACCCACAAAGAUUGCUCGGGCUUGGCGGCACCACACCACUAGGAGACUUUCCGCUAACUGCCGAGUUGAUGCAGAAGUGCAUGACUGUAAAUCCAUUCGAGGCGAAAUUUCGAGAGGCGAAUAGGAAACUGACGACGGGAGCAUUGGAGGCGAACGGUCUUGUGCCGGCAACAAUGUCUUUGCCAAACACUAAUGACAGUAAUAGUGAAACUUCAGCGUUUUCACUGCUGAAGUUACCGUCGUCGUUAUCCGAUUCACCUGGAAUAUUUUCGAAUAUAAGCAUUCUGCAAACAGAUGCGGAUGGUGUCGUCAAUGAGAACUUGAAGACUGCCGAUAUUUCGAAGUUGCUGCUCCAGAUGAAGGAUACAAGCUCCUCGAUCUCAGAUGGAUCCAGCACACAGCAGGCGCCGCGAACUGCCGAUGUCCUGAACGCGGUGCUCGAUAUGCACUCGGAUCGACUGCAUACUAUCAAUUAUAUAAACAAACCUGACUUCUCAAUGUUCUCCUCGUUGACGCCAACAGGGUCGGCACCGAAUUCAGCAGGUAUUUUGGCAGCAGCCGCAGUUGCACAUUGCACUCCAUCAACGAGUGGGGGUUUGCUAGCACCUCCACCUCGAAGCGUUACCAUAAGCCCUGUACAGUCCCCACGAAAUAAGGAACAGCCAGUUCUUGAAAAGCGUUCGCCUGGCGAACCUGAUACGGUUACUCCUGCAUCUUCUCAAGCUCAUCUGCUUUCCGCAUUACAUUCUGCGGCUUCAGCAGCAGUAGCAUCAACUGGUGGUGUCGAUCCAGCAAGUUGGGAUCCGCGAGAUGUGAAGCCUCCCGUAAGCAAACAUAAUGCUAGCGGCUACUUUGAGCAAGAGGACACGUUGAUGCCAUCUUCGAACUGUGGCGGGCUUCCCCCAACAGUCGCUGCUCCUGGCGCCUCCCAUCUCCUCUCAUUGGAUGAUCGGACUUCCUCGAAGACUAGCCCUGAAAGUACCACUCCUGCUCCAACAACAGGUAGAGGACGUGGUCGGGGACGGGCGUCGUUGGCAUCUGAUAUGCCGCCAGAUGAAAGGAAUUCCAGAAUGACGAUACUUGAGAGGAAUAAGGCCGCGGCUGUCCGCUACCGGAAGCGGAAGAAGGAAGAACACGACGAUAUGAUCUCCCGUGUGCACACGUUGGAACAAGAAAAAGUUCAAUUAAAUACGCAAAAUCAAGUAUUGCGACGAGAACUAGAUCGGUUAACGGCGCUACUACGUGAGCGAGAAGCUCGAUGUGUGUGCCUGAAAGGAAUGCCGUUGAGCACGGAUCCUAGGGCCGAUUCUCCUGUUGAGGUGGAUCUGUUGUCAACUCCACAACACAGCAGCAUGUACAUACCACAAGCACAGCAAUUGAUCAAUGGUUUAAGCCUGCCGAAUGGAAUGGGCUUAAAACGGCCGAAAAUGUAA
Messenger RNA from Necator americanus (New World hookworm), 1554 nucleotides. RefSeq lists its product as uncharacterized. Gene Ontology annotation, biological process: regulation of transcription by RNA polymerase II. The transcript has 12 exons. The coding region runs from base 1 to 1554 and encodes 517 amino acids. Gene Ontology annotation, molecular function: DNA-binding transcription factor activity, RNA polymerase II-specific; cAMP response element binding. The record is from RefSeq and is a predicted model, not a curated record. NCBI's taxonomy places the organism in Eukaryota, Metazoa, Nematoda, Chromadorea, Rhabditida, Ancylostomatidae.